Molecule: messenger RNA, 960 nt
Organism: Neodiprion virginianus
Lineage: Eukaryota; Metazoa; Arthropoda; Insecta; Hymenoptera; Diprionidae
Product: putative beta-carotene-binding protein
Exons: 4
Coding region: 110-853 (247 amino acids)
Source: RefSeq, a predicted model, not a curated record
GUAACAUUAUUCCGCCGGUAGUGAACGGAAGACGACUCGUAUAUAAUAUUAUAUAUUAUAUAUAGUAUAGCGAACGUAAAUUGCGAGGCAUCACGACUAUAUAGUGAACAUGUCGGAGAAUAAUCUGUCACCACUGCUCAUCGCAGUUUUUGCGUUAUUUGUAUCAGUGAACGCAACAAUUCCUGACUACAUACACACAUGCAAGCGAACCGAUCCGAAGAUAGAGGAAUGCGUGAUAAACAGCCUUAAAAAUCUGAGGCCACAAUUGACUAAAGGAAUCCCGGAGUUUGAAAUGCCGUCAAUUGAUCCCCUUAAAAUGCCCCACAUAAAUCUGAACCUGGGUCCUGGUUUCAAGGCCGAGGGCGAAGACCUGCUGAUAUCAGGGGCAAAAGAUUUUGAAAUCCAGAAUUUGGUCGUAAAUCUCAAGGAGGAUAUCAUCAUCAUUGACCUUUUCAUAAAGAAAUUAAUCGCGAGAGGAAUCUACGAAAUCGACGGAAAGAUUGCGUCGAUACCGUUGAAGGGCACAGGUCCCUUGUUUUUGAGCGGAGACACCGUUACUGUCCACGUAGUCUUACAUGGCAAGAAGGUCAACAAGAAUGGUCAACUGCGCUACUAUUUUCCGUCAAUGGACCUAAAGUUGAACAUCGUUGACUACGAUCUGAAGCUGGAGGGUAUAGGUGGUGGUGAUCCGACCCUCGGAAAAGUAACCAACCAAGUUCUGAAGGAUGAAAAAGCCAGUAUAAAGCAGACCCUUGUACCGGCCAUCGAGAAGUCGCUCAGCGAGUAUCUUUUGAACGCUGCUAAUAACAUAUGCAAGCAUUUCACGUAUGAUGAGCUGUUUCCUGCAUCGUAGUUAAGAUAUGCAAUUGUUUUCAACGUGUAUGUGCGAAAUAUGUUAUUAAUUUUAUUAUGUAUCGUUGGAUGUGAUAGCUUUUCGAAUAAACGUACAUGUUUUAUAUA